CUGAGAUGUGCAAAACCGAAAUACUUUUUGUCUGUAAAACCAAAUCGUUCAAAGAAUAAAAACAUGAAGUCAUUUUGGGCUUCUUAUAAGUCUUUGCCACCAAGAACACGCGUUUAUCUCGGUUUAGGAGGAAUAGCCAUAGCUUUAACAGGUCAUUACGUUAGUGACUGGCUGGAAAAAAAAAUUUCUGUAGACUCUCAAGCAACUGCGGGAAAUGCUUCAAAUAAUUUAUCGAAUCAAAUCACCAAUACUUCUCAAAAAACUUAAUGUGAAAGAAAAUAUAUAUUAACAUUUCUAUGAAUAUAUUACUAAAUAUUUUAAUGAUUCACAAUAAUUAUUGUUCCUCAAC
Molecule: messenger RNA, 349 nt
Organism: Rhizophagus irregularis DAOM 181602=DAOM 197198
Lineage: Eukaryota; Fungi; Glomeromycota; Glomeromycetes; Glomerales; Glomeraceae
Source: RefSeq, a predicted model, not a curated record